AUCACCGCAAAUGCCACCAGCAUUUUCAUUUUCCUGUGUGAAAUCUGUGUGUUGUGGGGCAAAACCGCACAAAAUCAGGUGAAGGCAGAUCUGUCAUGAAAGACGAGAAGGUCUUAUUCUUCGUCUGCGUCCGUACGCUUCCACACUCUUGUUUGAGACCAACAGCGUUGUCAAACUAGUAGUAACUCUUGUUUUCUCUGUCUCAUUUAUUUCUAGAGAGGGAAAGUUAGAGAGAGAGAGAGAGUUUGGGACUUUGGAGAAUGUUUGAAUUGAGAGAAGGGUCUUGUUUGCCAAAGGUGUUGGUGGGUGUGAAUGUGGGUCUUGCUCUUGUUGAUGCCGUUAUAGCUGCCCUUGCAUUUUAUCAGUUAAUUAGGAUUCACUCGAGGAAUUCACAACUUGGAUGGACUCGCCAAAAAGUUUUUCAUCUGUUGAUUGGCUCUUCGAAUUUGGGUUGCUUAAUUUAUCUUGUAUUAACUCUUUUUGCUGCUUGCAAGGGGUGGAAAUGUUGGUCCAACUCUUGUGGUUUUAGCCUCAUGGCUUUGCCCAAAAUUUUGUUUUUUGCUGCAUUCCUUCUACUUUUAUCGUUCUGGGUUGACCUGUGCCAUCAGGCAGAUGACGAAGAUGAGGAGGAUGAAGGUAGUUUUCAGGAAGCUUUGUUGGAGAAGACAUUUAGCAAAACUAAUCCAUUGGACACUGAUAGUCAUAGAAGGUGUUUUCCUCUGCGAAUCCAUAUUGGAAGCCGCCAGAAAAUUGUAGUUUUGGUUACUGUGCUAGUUUUUAUUAUAAUGAUCGUGUGUGCUGUGAUAAUCUGGAUCGGGAUGGGAAAAAAUCCCAUUGAUUCUGCUGUGGUAGCUCGGGUAUAUGUAGAUCUUUUUGCAAUAGUAACACUAUUAUUGGGAGGAGCAUUGGCAUGUUAUGGACUUCUAUUAUGCUUGAGAAUGAGAAAAGUUAGAUCUGAGAGAGCCUCUUCUGAGAUGUGGAAGGUUGCAGGUUUAGCUGUCGUUUCCGUUCUAUGUUUCGCCUCAAGUGCUUUCGUGGCUCUAUUAACUGAUAUUCCUAUGCUUUACCAUGACUAUCAACAGCCUGUGAAUGGUGUUUAUACUGCGCUUUGGCUGAUUUUAUAUUAUUUUGUAGGUUCAUCAAUACCCUCAGCGUAUGUAUUAUGGGUCAUGAGAGAAUUACCACCCUCAAUAGCAGCUAACAUACGACAAGAAGAAGAAGAAUCAACUACAUUAACAUUCAUCAGUGAUGAUUCUAACGUAUUACCACAUCCUCAGAGCUGGACUGCAGCAAUGAGCUCGCGGAGCCAGGUAUCAAGAGUAAGUCCGAUAUAAUGCUUUUCCUGUUUCUGCAAACUCUUAAAUUCACCGACACACCAGCAUGCAAAGCAUGUCAUUGCUGUCCCAAACCAUGAAGAGAGCCGAAAGAACUGAACUGUUAUAACAACAGCUUGUGGUGAUGAGAUGGUGAUGAGAUGAAGAGGGUGUUAAGUUGCAUCCUUGACAGGCAAUUUGUGUACAGCCAUAGGUAGCAUUGCCAUGGUUUUGACAGUUUAGGAUGUACAUAGCAAAAGAUGCUAAAUGAGAGUUUUUUUUUCCUCUCC
Messenger RNA from Rosa chinensis, 1603 nucleotides. RefSeq names its product tobamovirus multiplication protein 1. NCBI's taxonomy places the organism in Eukaryota, Viridiplantae, Streptophyta, Magnoliopsida, Rosales, Rosaceae. Bases 261 to 1334 code for a protein of 357 amino acids. The record is from RefSeq and is a predicted model, not a curated record. The transcript is spliced from 13 exons.